UAAAUUUUCAAUAUGGUGGUCUUAAGUUUGCAUAUAUACAUAUGUAUAUUUCCUUUUUUUUAUAUAUAAGAAUUUUAUUCUCUAAAUUAAAUUAAUGAAUGAUUACAUUGAAAAUGAGUGUAACGUUACAUACUGACAUUGGAGAUAUAAAAAUUGAAUUAUUUUGUGAGCUGUGUCCAAAAACGUGUGAAAAUUUUCUUGCCUUAUGCGCUAGCAAUUAUUAUGAUAAUUGCUUAUUUCAUAGAAAUAUAAAAGGAUUUAUUGUGCAAACUGGAGAUCCUACACAUACUGGUAAAGGUGGAACAUCAAUAUGGAAUCGUCCAUUUGAAGAUGAAUUUAAAGAAGAAUUAAGACAUAAUGCAAGAGGAUUUGUUUCUAUGGCUAAUAAUGGUCCAAAUACAAAUGGAAGUCAAUUUUUUAUAACAUAUGGGCCUCAACCACACUUAGAUUUAAAAUAUACUUUAUUUGGAAAGAUAAUAGAUGGUUUAGAAACCCUUGAACAACUAGAAAAAUUGCCGGUAAAUCCAAAAAAUUAUAGACCUCUUACAGAAACCCGAAUAAAUAAUGUAACUAUUCAUGCUAAUCCUUUAGCAGGAUAAAUGUAAAUGUAUUAAUUAAAUUUUAUAAUUGUUGAUUA
Molecule: messenger RNA, 637 nt
Organism: Apis mellifera (honey bee)
Lineage: Eukaryota; Metazoa; Arthropoda; Insecta; Hymenoptera; Apidae
Product: peptidyl-prolyl cis-trans isomerase-like 3
Exons: 4
Coding region: 99-599 (166 amino acids)
Biological process (GO): protein folding; protein peptidyl-prolyl isomerization
Cellular component (GO): catalytic step 2 spliceosome
Molecular function (GO): peptidyl-prolyl cis-trans isomerase activity
Source: RefSeq, a predicted model, not a curated record